Messenger RNA from Drosophila navojoa, 1049 nucleotides. RefSeq names its product Trypsin 29F (gene Try29F). Gene Ontology annotation, molecular function: serine-type endopeptidase activity. Gene Ontology annotation, biological process: proteolysis. The record is from RefSeq and is a predicted model, not a curated record. Lineage: Eukaryota; Metazoa; Arthropoda; Insecta; Diptera; Drosophilidae.
UGAAUUGUCUUUUUCAAACAAUAGAAUUGGGCUUAGAUAACAUUCUCGAUGACGUCGAUAUCAUCGUCUAUGGGCCAUAAAAUUUUAUGAGUAUCGGCGACGGAUUAACUAGGCCAAGUGGAUACCUUCGCUACGCAGCUACGAUGAUUGACCCUCAAAAAUGAGCUUGAUAGAUUGAUAACCCGUUAGUCGGCGUCUAUAUAAGCAUUCCUAAUAACCGCUGAGCUAACAUAACGCUUAUCCACUCGGAAUCGAGCAUGUCGCUAAGUUGGAAUACGCUGCUCCUGCCGCUGUUACUAUUCACCUGCGUUGGCUGCCUAACUGUGCCGGCUGUGCCCAGCCUGCGACAGGAUGGACGCAUUGUGGGCGGCGUUCAGGUGUCUAUUAAGGAUUACCCGUAUCAAAUUUCACUGCAGCGUAGCUUUCAUAUGUGCGGCGGCUCAUUGAUUGGCGUCGGCUGGGCACUGACAGCCGCCCAUUGUGUGGAGAGAGCUAGUGUGGAGUCCUUGACGGUGCGGGUCGGUGCCACGCGCAAGGAGAAGGAUGGCCUGAUCGUCAACAUACGGCGUAUUCAUCGUCAUCCCGAUUACAAUUCACGAAUAAUCGACUAUGACUACGCCCUGCUAGAGCUAGCGCCCUAUAAUAGCACAAACGUCACCCAGACAUUUGCCCAGCUGCCUGAACAGAAUGAGGAUCUUCCAGAUGGCACAUUGGUUACAAUUACCGGCUGGGGCAAUACCCAAAAUGCCGAGGAAUCGUCAGAUGUGCUGCGAGCUGUCACCGUGCCCACGGUGAAUCAGACCAAAUGCACAUUAGCCUAUGAGCAUUUUGGCAACAUUACGGACCGUAUGCUAUGCGCGGGUCUCACCGAAGGUGGCAAGGAUGCCUGUCAAGGGGACUCUGGCGGUCCCCUGGCCGUCAAUGGCAAAUUAUGGGGCGUUGUCUCCUGGGGAUUUGGCUGUGCGAAGCCACAAUAUCCUGGCGUUUACUCCAAAGUGUCGGCAGUCAGGGAUUGGAUUGUUUCCAUAAGUGGCAUAUAACUUGUUUCC